This is a messenger RNA of Aspergillus alliaceus, 1546 nucleotides long. RefSeq lists its product as uncharacterized. The transcript is spliced from 3 exons. Gene Ontology annotation, biological process: mycotoxin biosynthetic process. The coding region runs from base 403 to 1131 and encodes 242 amino acids. The record is from RefSeq and is a predicted model, not a curated record. NCBI's taxonomy places the organism in Eukaryota, Fungi, Ascomycota, Eurotiomycetes, Eurotiales, Aspergillaceae.
GCUGAAUGUCGUCGUGCAUGAAGGAUCAAGAAAUUUAUAGUUGCCAAGCGAAGAGUGGACUCUGAGGCAACGAUUAACGGGAUCACCAUAGGUGGGCGUACCGCGGGUGACAUAGAUGUCGUAGUCUGGACCACUGCGGGUUGAUCGCCCGCUCUCUGAUAACGGAUUAGAUAGCCGUACGAGAUUUGUGCAAAUCAGCCCCGUACAAGCUGUCUGACCGGACAUGGGAGCGCCACGGUGGGAAGAUGAUCGACAAGCGAAAGUCAUUUUCGAGGAUCCGGAGCGCUACUAAUAAUGGCAACAGGUGACGGGCUUUUCCGCUUGACGUGUCCCAGUCUUUAUUUCUUGUUUGUUGGCUUUCUACAUUGAUUCGUGGUAACUGUCUUCUGCAUAUUGUUAAUCAUGGCAGAUUCAGAAGCUCGACUGCUACAGGAUGAGAGCGACAGCCGUUCCGAGCCCCAUCCCGUGAAAUAUGAGGGAGACAUUUUAACUCCGGGGAGAAAGGCUCGACGAGUUGGACCAUGGCUGCGACAAGUGGGAAUACUCCUGCUCCUGUUGCUGGUGUCGCUCACUGUCAACAUCGUCCUCUACGGACAGAACCAGCGACUCAAGCGUGCGACAUGGAACAGAGGCUUUACCGGUAUCUACGCGCGCGGGGAAUCGUGGAAACAAUUCCGCACCUACACCGAGUACAGCGAUGUGAAUCAAUCCAUCUCCGACGCGGUAUGGGCGGGUUUCACCACGAACGGCUUUGUGGCUAUCCCUCACGACGAGGCAGCUGAAUUUGGACUCCCUCUAGCCGAGGAUUUCCCGGAUGACCCGAGCAAGGGCGUUUACGUGCUGGAAGCGUUUCAUGAAAUCCAUUGCGUGAUAUACCUACGUGAGACAAUUCAAGACUUGCUGGCGGGGAAGUCGGUGGACGACAGGGCGAUCCACAUUAAUCACUGCUACGACGCUCUGCGUCAAGCCAUCCAAUGCCGCGCAGAUGAUACACCAAUCUAUAUUCCGUAUCGCUCGCGAUUGACCGGAGACGGCCAAUACCGACGAUGUCGCGAUUGGAACGCCUUAGAAGCGUGGGCUCAGAAACAUACUGCGUGCUGGCCAACGGGGCAUUGCGCCGAUUUGGAGUGAAAUGGUGUAUAUAGGCUAGUUCAAUUGUAGGAUGAGCACGAUUGCCUAGCGCUCGGCGUAGAAUUUGUCCAACACACAGCCUGAACGCCUGGAUCCAUGCUUAUUGUUCCAACACUUGGCUGAGGGGAAAGAUAGGACUAAAGUUCAGCCUGCGCUUAUCGCCUUAUGUAGCACUAAUCAGAAGUAUUUGCUUUGCGGCGCUGUGCCGCAGCUGCAGGCAUUGAGAAUGUACGGAGCAAAAUGGUCACGCCAGGAUCGUCCGCAUUUGCGGCCUAAGCCGCAAAUGUUACCCAAUUGAAGCGACGACUUGGAGUCACCAGUCUCGUUACAUAAGAAAGUUGCACGGCUUAGAGUUUUUGUGGUGUUGGUGGUGGUCAGAUCCAAAUAUGGCAUGUGUCCUAAUGUAUGCUAAGCC